AUUCACUAUCCUCACUUAUCACACAACUCUCAUUCACUACCAUACCUACCAUCUCACUUCUCCAACAACUACUCAUGUUCCAACAGCUACAAUAUCACCUCUCACCUUCAUUGUCUGCCAUAACCUAGACAGAUAAAAUCCUCUUCUGAUCAACCUACCUGCUUCCAUCUGACCUACUUCCAUCUGAUCUACCUCCGUCUGACCUACUUUCAUCCAACCUACGUCCUACCUACUUACCUACUAUCCAUCAGACGGCCUCCUACACACUUCCGACAGUACUGUCAGUCGUGAGACCACUCUCAGCACCAUGACGGACGACGUGGAAAUCCCCCCCACCGGCAACCGCCGUCGCUCCCUAACCACUACCAGCACAGACAGCAGCGACAGCAGCUGCACCCUGGAUAGCGUCACCGUCGACAACGACCCCGACAGAUUCUACUGCAUCGAUUUGACCGGCGCAGUCGACCAGUGGGACGAGACCACCGCCCGCCCCGCCGACAUCAUCGACCUCACCAACGACGCGGAGAUCAACGACGGCGACUAUCUAACCGACGGUAGCUUUCAGAGACUGCUCGAACGCUGGACACUAGAAGUAGAGCCCGAGAUCCCAGCCCCGCCCCAGAGACACGCCACGCACGAACUCUGCCACGAUGGCAUCAUCUAUCGGGAGGGGCAGUCUGUUGAGCUGCAGGAUGGGACUUUUCUUCGCAUCACGACGACCCUAGAGGAGGACGCUUCAGGGGCGAAGUACCUCCUCGGUCGCCGACUGAUCCGCACUACCGCCCACAAGGGCACGUACAUCCCGAAGCGGCAGGAUGAGUUGAUCUGGAUCGCAAAUGAGACGGCCGACGUCGCGCUGGACGAUGUCAAGCGGUUCGUACGCAUCCACUUCACCAACAAUUGCUACUUGGACCAGGACUGGGGACAAAUCCCCGGGGCGCUGCUUUGCCGUCUCAAGGAGAUCCCCGAGGCUGAUAACGACGUGUCGGUGGAGUACCUGUCCUUCGACGAGGCGGACGAGGGAUACCGCAUCGAGCCGGCAGCACUGCGACAGGCGUGGCGGGGCCACACCGAACCGUUUGGGAGCGCCCUCGCUCCCGCCCCCGCCCCGGCCCCUGCGGCCCCUGCACCACGCAACCCCGUGAUCAUACUCGACCCCCCGCCCGUCGUGAUCGACCUCGACGCGGAGGAUCUCAAGCCCGAGGCCCAGGAGAACCGACAGUAUACCUUCGGGGACGGGUUCUGCGGCGGGGGAGGCGUCUCGUGCGGGGCCCGCCAGGCCGGUCUGCAGGUGAAGUGGGCGUUCGACAAAUGGCUGCCGGCGAUCACGACAUACGGGUUGAACUUCGAAACUGCCGAGUGUGAGCAGAGUGACGUCUUCAGCUUCUUGACCAACGGGUAUGAGUUUCUGAAGGUGGACGUUAGCCACGGCUCCCCGCCCUGCCAGACGUUUUCUGCUGCCCAUACGAUCGCCUGCGAGACCGACGACGCCAACUCGGCUUGUAUAUUUUCGUGCGCGGACUUGAUCCGUCGGUGUCGUCCACGGGUGCAUACCAUGGAGGAGACCAGCGGGUUGUUCGAGCGGCACCGCGACACGUUCUACCGCAUCAUCCAGGAUUUCGUGGAGGUGGGAUAUUCGGUCCACUGGAAGGUGUUGAACUGUAUGGACUACGGGGUGCCGCAGUCUCGACGCCGACUGAUCAUUCUCGCUUCAGGACCCGGAGAGACCCUCCCCCAGAUCCCCGGCCCCACACACGGACUCCCCGGCAGCGGCCUCCACCCGUACACCACCAUCAACCAGGUCAUCGAGGGAAUUCCCCGGGGGGCAUCUGACCACGACGUAAUCAAAGCGGAAGAGCGAAUGAUGCGUUGGGGUCCGCGUGCGCAGUACGACGCCAACCAGCAGGCGCGGACGAUCACGACGGGAGGCGGGGACAACAACUACCAUCCGUCUGGACGGCGCGGGUUCACCAACCGCGAGUUUGCGUGUCUCCAGACGUUCCCACUAGAGUAUCGAUUCGGUAGACACGAAGUGCGCAAACAGAUCGGCAAUGCGGUGCCGCCGAUGUUGGCGAAAGCGUUGUUUGGGGCUGUGGUGGAAUCUUUGAAGCGGACGGACGAGAGGGAGUCUUCUUGGGGGUGUUUGUUUUCUGCGUCUUGAUGGUGUUAUCGGUUUCCCUUGGUUGCUGCCUCUGCGGUUACUCUGACUGCCUAUCCUCCGUUACUGUGACGACUCAUCCGUUGACACUGGCGCGAGAUGAUCGACAGGUCGUUGGGGAUCACGUGGGAACGGAACACAUGGGCCCAAACGAGCCGCGGGAUUGCGGCGGGAGCGGAUAGACAUCAU
This is a messenger RNA of Aspergillus campestris IBT 28561, 2347 nucleotides long. RefSeq names its product DNA cytosine methyltransferase. The record is from RefSeq and is a predicted model, not a curated record. The transcript has 2 exons. Gene Ontology annotation, molecular function: methyltransferase activity. Bases 308 to 2161 code for a protein of 617 amino acids. Lineage: Eukaryota; Fungi; Ascomycota; Eurotiomycetes; Eurotiales; Aspergillaceae. Gene Ontology annotation, cellular component: nucleus.